This is a messenger RNA of Diabrotica virgifera virgifera (western corn rootworm), 3760 nucleotides long. RefSeq names its product gastrula zinc finger protein XlCGF57.1-like. Gene Ontology annotation, molecular function: DNA-binding transcription factor activity, RNA polymerase II-specific; RNA polymerase II cis-regulatory region sequence-specific DNA binding. NCBI's taxonomy places the organism in Eukaryota, Metazoa, Arthropoda, Insecta, Coleoptera, Chrysomelidae. Gene Ontology annotation, cellular component: nucleus. Bases 90 to 1973 code for a protein of 627 amino acids. The transcript has 2 exons. The record is from RefSeq and is a predicted model, not a curated record. Gene Ontology annotation, biological process: central nervous system development; regulation of transcription by RNA polymerase II.
UCAUUGUUGGCUGCACAUUAUUUUUGUUUUCUUUUCGUUUAUUUCAUAACAAUCUAUGAAUCUAUUCAAUCUAUUGUGAAAAUUGAAAAAUGGAAGUAAAACAAGAAGUUAAUGAACGCACAUGUAAAGAAGAAGUAGAUAAUGAGGGGGUUGAUGAUGUUUUUGAUACCUUUAAAAUUGAAAUUAAGGAGGAGCCCAAGAAGGAAAGUACAAGUGAUGAAUUCGAUUAUUUGGUUUUAAACGAGGACCCUAUAAAGACAGAAAAAUAUGAAGACAAACUCAUAUUAUUUGAACAAAAAGAAACAAAUGAAAAAAGUUAUCCCCAUAAUGAAAUCAAAAUGGAAGUUAUGGAGACACUAACUACUGAACAUUCUUCGUACGAAAGAAAUUAUGUGCGUCCACAAGCUGAAGAAAAAACAUUGAAUCAAAAUAUGAAAGUUGCGAUUGGAAAAAGAUCCUGCAAGUGCGAAAUUUGUUCUAAGCAGUUUACCCAAGCAAAUAGUUUGAAAACACAUUCGAAAGUACACACUGAAGAAAAGCCUUAUAAGUGUGAAAUCUGUUUUAAACAGUUUAUUGGUGUAAGUAAUUUGAAAACACAUUUGAGAGUGCAUACUGGAGAAAAACCUCACAAGUGUGAAAUUUGUUUUAAGAUCUUUAGUCAAGCAAGUAGUUUGAAAACACAUUCGAGAAUACACACUGGAGACAAACCCUACAAAUGUGAAAUUUGUUUUAAGCAGUUCAGAUAUAAAAUUUCUUUGGAUGAGCAUACGAAAGUUCACACUAGAGAAGCACCUUACAAGUGUGAGAUUUGUUUUAAGCAAUUUAGUCAACCUGAUACUUUGAAAAGACAUUUGAGGGUGUACACUGGGGAAUCGCCUUACAAGUGUGAAAUUUGUUUUAAACAGUUUGGUCUCCAAAGUACUUUGAAAAUACAUUUGAGAGUGCAUACUGGAGAAAAAACUUACAAGUGUGAAAUUUGUUUUAAGCAGUUUAGUCGCGUAAGUAGUUUGAAACAACAUUCGAGAAUACACACUGAAGACAAACCCUACAAAUGUGAAAUUUGUUUUAAGCAGUUCAGAUAUAAAAUUUCUUUGGAUGAGCAUACAAAAGUUCACACUGGAGAAGCACCUUACAAGUGUAAAGUUUGUUUUAAACAGUUUAUUUAUGCAAGUAAUUUUAAAACACAUUUGAAAGUGCAUACUGGAGAAAAACCUCACAAGUGUGAAAUUUGUCUUAAGCAGUUUAGUCAAGCAGAUUCGUUGAAAAAACAUUUCAAAGUGCACACUGGAGAAAACCCUUACAAGUGUGAAAUUUGUUUUAAGCCGUUUACUCAAGCCAGCCAUUUGAAAUCACAUAUGAUGACUCACACUGGAGAAAAACCUUACAAGUGUGAAAUUUGUUUUAAGCAAUUUAGAAACGCAGGUAAUUUGAAAGAACAUUUGAGAGUGCACACUGGGGAGAAACCUUACAAGUGUGAAAUUUGUUUUAAGCAGUUCAGACAUAAAAUUUCUUUGGAUGAGCAUACGAAAUUUCACACUGAAGAAGCACCUUACAAGUGUGAAGUUUGUUUUAAGCAAUUUAGUCGAUCUGAUAAUUUGAAAAGACAUUUGAGAGUGCACACUGGGGAAUCGCCUUACAAGUGUGAAAUUUGUUUUAAGCAGUUUAGUCAAGCACGUUAUCUGAAAAUACAUUUGAGAGUGCACACUGGAGAAAAGCCUUACAAGUGUGAAAUAUGUUUUAAGAAGUUUAGUCAAGCCGGUCGUUUGAAAUCGCAUAUGAUGACACACACUGUAGAAAAACCUCACAAUUGUGAAAUUUGUUUUAAGCAGUUUUCUUUAAAAGAUCAUCUGAAAUUACAUAUGAUGACUCACACUGGAGAAAAACCUCACAAGUGUGAAAUUUGUUUUAAGCAGUUUACUCAAGCCGGUCAUUUGAAAUCACAUACGAUGACACACUGGAGAAAAACCUUAUAAGUGUAAAAUUUGUUUUAAGCAGUUUCCUCAAGCCGGUCAUUUGAAAUCACAUAGAUACAGGGUUGCGAAAAAGUCUGGCAACACGUUAUUUUCUCGGAAACCGUUAGAACGAUUUUUAUAGAUUUUGGUAGGUAAGGAUCUUUUAGUGCGGCCGAUAUUAUAGUGGUAAUUACAUUGUUGUCAAAUCUUCAGUUUUUCUGGAAAUCUAAUGAACUGUCUUAUUUCAAAUGGAACACCCUGUAUAUUUUUUAAGUUUUGGAAUCCUUAAGGGAUACUAAUUAUUUUUCAUAUGGUAUUCCCUAUUCGCCUAUACUUAAAUGCCAUAAUUUCGGAGUUAUUGCUACAUUUAUUAAAAAAACAUUUUAAACAAUUUAUAAAAGUCAAUUUUUUCGGCCCGGGUAACAUUAUUUUAGGUAAAAACAAAAUAAGUUAUCAAUCGAAGUAGCACAGAAAACGACAAUAAAUAUCGUUCCCAUACCACCAGAUUGACAACAGGUGGAAUACUUUCUUUGGUUACAACCUCCCGAGAUUUUCAAAAAAUAUAAAUCAUACAGGAUGCCGAGGAAAUUAAGAUAAGAGAAUUUUAAAUAAUUCACAACUCAUCUGCUCAGCGUGGUAAAUGUUCCAACAAGAAAGAUUUCUUAGUACUCAACAAAAGAGUAAAUGAAUUAAAAAUAUAUAAACAUUUUCAAUUUCUUUGCAACACGAAAAUGCAGCAGCUGCAUUAUACGCUGGUUAAAUCGGAGAGUGCGGGAAGAGGCUAUACCGGUUUCGAAGGUCUUUUCCCCCUCAUCAGUAAGCGCAUAUCCUCUGCUCUUCGACUUUCCCAGGCAUCAUACUUUGGGUCUUUCCGAAUUGCAAAGAAAGAAAUGUCACGGAUGCACUAGAACCAUUUACCGAAAGACAAAAUAAGUUAUCAAUCGAAGUAGCACAGAAAACGACAAUAAAUAUCGUUUCCAUACCACCAUAUUGACAACAGGUGGAAUUUUAUAGUUAAUUUUUAUAGUUAUUGCUGGCGCCACCUAGCACACAGUGAUUAAAGAUGUAGAAUUCAGAUUUAACGAUACAGUUUUCUUCCACUGGGUAAAUUGUCAAGAACAGUCCAAAAAAAGAAUAAGAAGAAGGUAGAGGUUAUUUGACAAAUGACAACUUCUUCUUUUUCCUGAGUUAACUGGCUAUGUCAAGGACAUAGCCCCAAAGAAGAAGAUAAUUAAUUUUAUAAUAAUAAUUAAUAACAAGAUAAUUGCACAUCCUGAAGUCGUGACGUAAGUGGAGGUCUGCAAGUUCGUAAUGAUUCGUAAUCAUUCGUAGUGUCCAAUUAGUAUUGUUCGCGAUUGUAAGCUAAGUGUAUUUUAUAUUUUAUCUUUGACAGUUAUUUUUACAGGAAUGUCGACACUAAAUUUUUUUCGAAUACAUUGAAGUUUAAUAUUAUUUUGCUAAUUGAAUAAUUUCAUCACAUAAUGCAUACAAAUCCCAUUUAACUUUAACAAGAAUUCAAAUUCAACUUCCGGUCUCCAGUUACGCCAUCAUGCGAGAACUCGGACUUAUUUGAGCUAUGGGAAAAUACUAUCUCGUUAUUUAUAGUAUCAUGCAGGGAGCUGAACUUGUUAUGAUUUUCAUAGAAAAUUGGUUAUAACUGUUGACGUUUACUUAGCCGACAUAAAUUAAUAAAAUGAAAUACUGCCAAUUUUAAACAUUCGGUAAUCGUACGGUACUCAUCGGUAGCCUAAAUUCAUUUUUCGGUAAUUACAACUUAAUUAAUUAAAUAUUGACCGUAUAUCUAGCCG